AUGGCAAGAGGGGUCGUUCUGACGAACCCCAAGUGGCCCGGCCCCACACAAGCAGGUGAUCAGGGGCGGCCGCCGCCGCCCCCGCUGCCGCGGCUGCGGGUGCUGAGGGUCGCCGUGCUGGACUGGCACGACCAGGGCGGUGGCAUCGAGGACUACGGCAGCGAGCUCUGCCAGAUCGCGCCCAACCUCGAGGAGAUCUAUGUGGAGAGCGUAACCUCGGGGUUCUGCCCGUGGGCCACCCUGCACGGCCUGCGGCGGCUGAGGCUGCUUGAGUUGGGCGAUGAGAGUUCUGUGGAGGGGGCACCCACUUGGAUGAUGGCGUCCCGCCUCACUCGGGACGAAGACGACCCCCUGCGCCUGCCGCUUGGGCGCGAUGGCGCCAUCGAGGGCGUCCCGGCCGGGCCGGAUGGCGACGUGGCGGCGCCUGCUGAGGAGGGCGCCGGCGAGGCCGCGGGCGCUGGCGGGCUGGAGCUGCGCUUGAAAUGGGAUGUUAACGGCCUCAACCCGCAGGAGCGCUUCGACCUCACCGACAUCGUGGCGCAGUGGGGCGGCCUGCGCCGCCUGCACCUGGCGGGUGUCGUGGAGGGCGCGGACAGGGUGCUGAGAGUGCUUGGGGAGAGCCCGCUGAGCGGCUGCCUGGAGGAGCUGCACGCGCGGAGCUGCUGGGUCAGGCCCCACUGGGAUGAGAUGCAGGAAGAGGCCGGGCUCGCGGCGCCGCAGCUGCCGCUGCCGCUGCAGGCGGAGCUGCUGCCGCGGCUGCUGGUGCCGCUGCUGCAUUUUCGGCGGAUCAGGGCGCUGUCGCUGCAGCUGAUCGACCCCGACGACGGGUGGCCGACGGCGCCGGUCGCGCCGUCGGAGCUUGAGCGCAUGGCGGCGCCGAUAAGGCGAGGGGCCGGGGGCCCAUGCAAGGCAGACAUCUCCACGUUCUGCGGCGGCCAGACGGCCGGCGACGGGCGGCUGGCCGCGUGCCUGACGAAGCAGCUGCAGCAGCAGAAGAAAGGCAAUGUGGCGGGGCGGCAGGUGUCCGACCGCUGCGCGGAUGACCUGGCUGCGUACAAAGUGGAGCGCAACACAAACAUCAACAAGGAUACGGCUUUGGCGCACUCGUGCAAGGUGGACGCGGCUUCCCUAUGCGCUGGCGAGUCGGACAUCAAAGUGAACGGCAGCGUGGUGGCAUGCCUCAGGGACAACGGCAUGAAGCUGUCACCCCCAUGCCAGAGGGAGGUCUUGCGCACCAUGCUCGAGGCAGCUGAGGACUACCGCCUAGACGCGCGGCUGUUUGGCGCGUGCGAGGCGCAGGUUGCGCUGCACUGCAAGGGCGUGGACCCUGGGGACGGCCGGGAGCUGGACUGCCUGGCCGAGAAGAGCAAGCAGCUGAGCUGGGACUGCCUGGACCAGGUCAUCCGGUUCCAAAAGGAGGCCGCCUCCGACAUCCGCCUCAGCAUGCGGCUGUUCAAGAGCUGCGUCAACGACCAGCGCAAAUUCUGCGCCGACGUGGAGCCCGGCCACAUGCGGGUGCAGGUGGGCACAUCAAAAUAUUGA
Monoraphidium neglectum is the source of this 1542-nucleotide messenger RNA. Its product is annotated as Golgi apparatus protein 1. Gene Ontology annotation, cellular component: Golgi membrane. The record is from RefSeq and is a predicted model, not a curated record. The transcript is spliced from 9 exons. The coding region runs from base 1 to 1542 and encodes 513 amino acids. Lineage: Eukaryota; Viridiplantae; Chlorophyta; Chlorophyceae; Sphaeropleales; Selenastraceae.